Molecule: messenger RNA, 1333 nt
Organism: Camelina sativa (false flax)
Lineage: Eukaryota; Viridiplantae; Streptophyta; Magnoliopsida; Brassicales; Brassicaceae
Product: protodermal factor 1
Source: RefSeq, a predicted model, not a curated record
GCUUCCUUCCCUCUAUUUAAAAACCUUAGUAUCCGGUUUUUAUUCUAUCACCAAGGAACACACAACACCAUUUGCAAAAGUUCUCUUUGUGUCUAUCAUCAGUGAGUAUCAGAAAUGAGAGGGAUGAAGAGUUUAGCCAUUUGGGCUCUAUUUGCUGCUUUACUCUCACAGCAGCUCUUUGCUUCUGUUGCUUCCAUAAGGUUCGAGGAUGCGAAAACAUACUACUCUCCUCCUGACCCAAAUGCAGGAACUCCUCCCCCUGUCUCACAUGGAACUCCUCCAUCACACGGUGGAAGCUACACUCCAACUCCUGCGACUCCAUCAUACACGCCUCCUUCUAACUGUGGAAGUCCACCUUACGACCCUACUCCUUCAACUCCAUCUCACCCUUCACCUCCAUCUCACCCAACACCAUCUCACCCUUUACCUCCAUCACAUACUCCAACCCCAUCUCACCCUUCACCUCCAUCUCAUACUCCAACUCCUUCCACUCCAUCACACACCCCUCCUUGUAACUGUGGGACACCACAUCAUGAUCCUUCCACGCCUUCACAUCCUUCAACGCCUUCACACCCUUCAACGCCUUCCCACCCAACGCCUUCAAAUCCUCCUUCUGGUGGAUAUUACUCAUCUCCUCCCCCAAGUACUCCAGUCGUUGUGACUCCACCAACACCCAUUGUUGACCCAGGCACACCCAUCAUUGGAGGAAGCCCACCAACUCCCAUUAUUGAUCCUGGCACUCCUGGAACUCCUUUUGUUCCUGCUCCAUUCCCACCAAUCACUGGAACAUGCGAUUACUGGAGAAACCACCCUACAUUGAUUUGGGGUUUGCUUGGCUGGUGGGGCACUGUUGGAGGAGCUUUUGGUACAGUCAGUACCUCCAGUAGCAUUCCAGGGUUUGAUCCUCACAUGAACCUUCUUCAGGCACUUUCCAACACCCGCUCUGAUUCCAUUGGUGCUCUCUACCGUGAAGGCACAGCGUCUUGGUUAAACUCCAUGGUCAACACUAGGUUCCCUUUCACAACCCCUCAAGUUAGAGACCACUUUGUUGCAGGACUUUCCUCAAACAAGGCAGCCACAAAGCAGGCCCAUACCUUCAAGCUCGCUAAUGAAGGUCGUCUACAGCCCAGAAUCUGAAGUUAAGAGAGUUUCAUGUCUCAGUUUGUUUGUUGGUUCAUAUCAAAAUCAGUCUUAAUUAAUUAUCUUAUUAUGUGUGUGCUCAUCAGUAGAGUUUUAAGUGUCCUAUAGACUCUAGUAAUAUUUAUAUUUAAUGUUGCUGUUUCAAAAUAUUUCUUGAUCUUAAAUAAGAUUUAGUAGCUCCUCUGUUUCUCAA